AAGAUUUUACCGACUUAAAUUUCACAUUGCUAUUCACCAUAUAACGUUAUCGUAAAUUGUUAUCGGCAUUCACUGGGUGACUAACACACGCGCUUCUUCCAGUUCCCAAUUCAAACGAACGGCAUUUUAUUUUCAUACAGAACGCAGAAGGAAUCUAGGACUUUCAGUCUAUAAAAUCAUUGCUUGUUUGAUACUUUUUUAAAUCGAUAGAAACUCAUAAUAUAUAAUAUUAUAAUGUCACACAAUGUGUUACGUUCCAAAGAAAAUGCUAUGGCUAAGCCAGCGUUGGGCGCUUCAUCUGCAGUGGCUGCAAUUGCAAUGCAAAGGAAGCAAUUGUUGGCAAAGAAGUUGGCACUUGAAAAUGUGACCCCUGUGAAUCGAACCACAAGCAGCAGCAGCAAAAGUACCGUAGGCGCAGCCGCAACAGGACAACAAAAGCCACCACAGACACUGGCAGCGUCAUCAUCUGCAGCGACAACUUCAACAAAAGCUGACAGUGGCUUGGUCAAAUCUGAAAACCCCGGUCAGCCCCAAGCCAAUAGUACUAAUAAUGAAAAGACUGAACCAGCAAAUACCAAGCCAAAAAAAAUAUGGGCAUUGAGCAAUUUUGACAUUGGGCGGCAGCUGGGUCGUGGUAAAUUUGGCAACGUUUAUUUGGCACGCGAAAAAGAAUCACAAUUUGUGGUUGCCCUCAAAGUACUGUUCAAGCGUCAAAUUGGCGAAACAAAUGUGGAGCAUCAGGUGCGCCGCGAGAUUGAAAUUCAAUCGCAUCUCCGUCAUCCUCAUAUUUUACGUUUAUAUGCAUACUUCCAUGACGAUGCCCGAAUUUAUUUGAUUCUGGAGUAUGCCCCGCAAGGAACACUCUUCAGUGCACUGCAAGCACAGCCAUUGAAACGUUUCGAUGAUCGCCAGUCGGCCACUUAUAUCAAGGCUCUUUGCUCGGCUCUUUUGUAUUUACACGAACGCGAUAUUAUACAUCGAGAUAUUAAACCGGAGAAUCUGCUCUUAGGACAUAAAGGUGUGCUCAAAAUUGCAGAUUUUGGCUGGUCAGUUCACGAGCCGAACUCAAUGCGCAUGACACUUUGUGGUACUGUUGAUUAUUUGCCUCCAGAAAUGGUUCUUAACAAGCCACAUACCAAAAAGGUUGAUCUUUGGAGCUUGGGAGUACUAUGCUUCGAGUUGCUCGUUGGUCAAGCGCCUUUCUUUUCGAAAAACUAUGAGGAGACAUACAAGAAGAUACUCAAGGUGGAUUACAAAUUGCCGGAACAUGUUUCGAAAGCGGCGGUUCAUUUGAUAUCAAAGCUGUUGGUUUUAAAUCCCCAACAUCGUCUGCCUCUGGAUCAGGUUAUUUUACACCCAUGGAUCGCAACACACGCACAAUAAUUUAUAGCUAUUAAUGAAUUAAUUAAUCUGUUCGACUUUCAUUAUCAUUUGUGUGAAUUAUUUUGUUUAAUUUUCUUAUUAUAUUACUAUGCAUUUAAAUAUCCAUUACGUUAGAUAACACAAAAAUUUUUGUAAUAAACAUUCAUACAAUUUCGUUUUAUUAUGUUUCAAAUAAAAUUUCGGUGUUCUAGACACAAUUUUUGUUCGAUCAAAUAUUUUAUCUUACGAACUAACUCUAAACACUAGCGCAGAGCAUGGACUUAUUAUAUGCUACAUAUAAAUGAGUAUAAACACUAUUGUUUAAAGCAACGAAAAAAUGCAGCUUAGCAAGUUUUUUAUCACAGAAAACAAAGUAUAUACUUACAAACGUUAGUAAAAAUGAAUUUAGUGAGAGGUGAGCCUCUAUUUUCAAUUGCAAUUUGUAAAUAGUCAAAAGUCUCAAUGUAUGUCGAUAAUUACUAGCAUUAUUGAAUGAAAUAAAUAUUUAUUUGACAAGUGUAUGAAUAACUAAGUGAAUAAUUAUAGUAUGUAAGUAAAGAAGAGAAAGAUCUAAGAUUUUGUAAAUUAAUGAAA
Messenger RNA from Drosophila sulfurigaster albostrigata, 1956 nucleotides. It is a transcript of the gene aurA, whose product is annotated as aurora kinase C. Gene Ontology annotation, molecular function: protein kinase activity; ATP binding. Bases 235 to 1383 code for a protein of 382 amino acids. The record is from RefSeq and is a predicted model, not a curated record. Gene Ontology annotation, biological process: protein phosphorylation; mitotic spindle organization; regulation of cytokinesis. Gene Ontology annotation, cellular component: spindle pole centrosome; chromosome passenger complex; spindle microtubule. The transcript is spliced from 3 exons. NCBI's taxonomy places the organism in Eukaryota, Metazoa, Arthropoda, Insecta, Diptera, Drosophilidae.